Messenger RNA from Laetiporus sulphureus 93-53, 444 nucleotides. RefSeq lists its product as uncharacterized. The transcript has a single exon. NCBI's taxonomy places the organism in Eukaryota, Fungi, Basidiomycota, Agaricomycetes, Polyporales, Laetiporaceae. The record is from RefSeq and is a predicted model, not a curated record. Bases 1 to 444 code for a protein of 147 amino acids.
AUGACCCAUCUUACCAGUCUUAAGCUCGCCGUUCCCGAGAAAGGUCAUAAACAAGUUGCCGGCACGUCCUGCUUACCUGCGCUGCAAUCUCUCAGCCUAGAGCCGGAAAGGCUUGAUGAGCACUGCCUGGCUCUCGUCAAACUGGCCACCUCUGGGAGUCUCGACAAUAUCUCCAUCGACAUCGUACUAGGCAAUGUCACGACAGACAUGCUCAAGUCCUUCGUGCGCGAGCUUGUAAGCUACCCGCCGCGUGCAUUCUCUGUCACGGGAACUCUUUCGAACAUAAGCUACGAUGGCCGCUUGAACAUCUCCGAGGCGGCUCUGCACGCUCUGCAGCCACUACUGCUCCACCGCAAAAUGGCAUCACUGAAGAUCAGUAUGGGCAAUCUGAGAAUCACCCCGAACCUCCUCUCCGCGCUGGGCAGCGCCUACCCCGCACUGUAG